Molecule: messenger RNA, 3000 nt
Organism: Erigeron canadensis
Lineage: Eukaryota; Viridiplantae; Streptophyta; Magnoliopsida; Asterales; Asteraceae
Exons: 9
Coding region: 1379-2650 (423 amino acids)
Biological process (GO): proteolysis
Molecular function (GO): cysteine-type peptidase activity
Source: RefSeq, a predicted model, not a curated record
CCCCUUUUCUAACCUAAAUCUUAUUUUGUUCCCCCCAAAUUGUACCAGGCGACACCCACUCCUCCAUUCACCACCCACCCUUCAUCCUACGGCGGUAGGUCGUGGCAAACCAUCACCAGCCACUACUCCCUCUCUAUGUCUCUGUAUUAUAUGUGCUUCCACCACCACGCCCCCCUUCUCUCCACCGUUAUGGAUAAUCAAGAACCUAGGGAAUAUUUUUCGGCAACCGUAACUAUGAAGAAUAAUUUAAGGGUAUUCAAAAACAUCAAAGAGAAACUUACGCCUACCCAGAAAAAGUUGUUUGACACUACGUGUUUCGGACCAUGGUUGCAAGUGCAACACCUAAAUGGAGAUCCUUUGUUGUGUCAUUUAAUUUUGCAAGGCAUGAUAGAUGAUGUACCACCCAAGGAAUUGGCAUGGCACCCUUAUGUGGUUUCAUUUUCCUCCGGCAUAUACUCGUUUUGGCCGUGAAGAGUUUUGUCUCGUCACAGGUCUACGAUUUGGACGACAUGACACAUUUAGUUUUUACACCAAACAUACCCCCAAAGCAUUAUGGCCUGAGAAAGUUUUUACUAACUUAGGAGAUGUUAAAAAAGUGAAAGUCAUUGAUUUGAAAAGAUCAUUCGACAAACUUGAUUUUAAAAAGAUGAAUGACAUUGAUGUUGUCCGGCUAUGCCUUUUGUAUGCUGUUGAUGUUGGUUUUCUUGGAAGACAAGACUCUUAGCCUAUUUCUAAGGAUUUGUUAUUGUUGGCGGAGAAUCUAGAUGCAUGGAACUUGUUUCCAUGGGGCUCAUAUAUAUGGGAAGUUACUCGGAAACAAUUAUCCACGGCUAUCGUCAAGCGUCCGCAUGUGCAUCAAAAUGGAGUCAAAUACACUUUGUCAGGAUUUGUUUGGGCGUUUAAGAUAUGGAUACUUGAGGCAUUUCCUAGUAUGCGUUCUUUUACUGUGAAGAUAUCAUCCGUAGACAUUCCAAGGGCUAUUACUUGGAGGAGGAAGAAACUAUUGAAUUGGACUGAGUUAGUAACCCACGGGACGAUCAUUGGUGAUGCAAAUAUCCCGUUGCAAACAUUGACACCCACCGAGGCCGAGGCUGCCACCGAUUGGUGGCAAGCCAACCGACGUUUUUUCGAUGGGAUGGAUGAUGAAGAUUUAGAGGUAGUUCAAAAUGGAGAUUGUGCUUUAGAUGACUCCCCACAACGACACUGCGAGAAAUCACCUUAUCGGGACAGUUCUCAUUUUCGUGAAGAUCAAUCACCUCAAAAGUGCCAUUUUCCAUCGUCUCCAAGAAAAAAGCCGCGUAUACAUUUAUCUCCUUGUUCUCCUCCUUUUCAGAAUGAUUCUGCCACUGUUCAGGAGUUAAAUACUCUAUGAGAUGAAAUGAAAGAACUCCGUGAUAUUGUUUCGCCCUUGCAAAAGGAGGUGCUCCUGCUAAGAGAAAAAGUUGCAUCCUUGCAAGAAGAGGUGCGAGUUUUACACGCCGAGAGGCCCGAUGAUAUUUUGCAUGAUGAUAACUAUUAUUCUGAGCCUGACCAGCCAUCUGCACUAGGUGUAAGACGAGGUUCACGUGUCAGACAUCUUGGAACUGCCUACAAGUCUCCUUACACGGCUCCUGGUCCAAGACCAUAUCAGCCUAAUCCGCCUUCUCUUAUUGUUCAGGCUAUUCAUACACCGGUUAUUAGCAAACUUGUACCUCAGAAGAAAACAAGAAGCAAAUCUCUUGUUGAUAAACAACCUCAGAAGAAAAAAAGUAGCAAAUGUCUUGUUGAUAAACAACCUGAGAAUAAACCUAAUCCGUCUCCUCCUAUCGUUGAGGAGGGUGAGGCUACUCAUGCACAAGCUCCUGUUAGCAUGCCUCUGCAACACCAGAAGAAGAAAAAACUCAAGAGUCUUAUUGAUAAACCACCCAUGGUGAAACCUAUGUUGGACCUAAUGUGGCUUUCAUAUAAGUUACCUCCCAGUACCAUUCCUCCCAAGUGCAAACUCCCAGCCACAGUUAAGGAUAAUUCCGCUUGGGCUACGACUGCAGUUGAUUUUUACCUUCAUGAGCGGGGCCAGGGGUGCUAUGUGGAUCUAUGCCGAAUCAAAAAAACAUAUUUGCUUCUUGAGCGGUCUUGGUGGGGUAUUUUAUUAGGGGUCAAAAGCAAUGGCUAUCUUGAGGAUUGGCAUGUUGAUGCAUGGAUGAAAAAACUGGUGAUUAUGCGGAAACGUGGGAAUUAUGGGGAAGUGGAAGAGAGGCGAUCGACUAUCAUGCCUUCAUCUUUUAGUAAAGUUGAAUUGGAGAUGCUGUCACGUAGCUCAUAUCAAUAUGAUAAUGGAGAAAAUGGGAUUCAUCCUAAAUGGUGGGAAAUUGACAAGGUGUAUAUCCCCAUCUGCUCACAUAAUCACUGGUUUCUUGUUGAGCUUCGACUCCCGUCAUUGGAGGCGGUGGCAUAUGAUAGCAUGUUUAAGUACAUAUCUAAUGGUGUAUUGGAGAAUUUAUGUACUAGAUGGACAAAUCUUCUCCCUAAGUUCUUAGAUAAUCUUUCAUAUUGGAAAAGAUCUGGAAACAAGAAGCCCAAAGAGUUUAAGUUUACAAUCCAUAAAAUUGAGACAGCGCCACAACAAGCAAAAAUAACAAGAGGAGAUUGUGGUGUAUCUGUAUGUAUGUAGAUGGAAAGGGUCGCGAAAGACAUGGAUUUUAAUCUUCCGGGAUAUUUAGAUAAAGAAGCAUUUGGACUGUUUUACCGACAUUAUAUGGCUCGAGAGAUAUAUGCAAGGCGUGUCCUAGAAGAAGACCAAUAGAGCAACACGGAAGACAUCAUCUAUAAGGUACAUUGUAUAUAGGCUGUUUUUUGAGAAGUUUUUUGGUGGUUUCGGACAGCAAGUAGGCUGAUUUUUUGAGCAGCUUCUGGUGGUUGCAGCACUGUUAGAUAGGCUAGGACAGGUCUUAAUCUACUAUAGUGGCUGCACAUAGAUGAUGGUGUAUGAUGAAGUUAGAGACUUUCAGAAUGGUGAAAGCG